GAGUACUGCUGCGCUCAGACUCUGAAGACAACACCUCAGACUCACCUGCCUCAGACUCAGGAAGUGACAUCAUAGUGACCUCACAGUGACAUCAUGAGCCCCAAACGCAUCGUCUUCAAAAAGGUGUCCCGGGACAAGUCUCUGACCGUGUACAUGGCCAAGAGGGACUUUGUCGACCACUGUGACCACGUCGACCCAGUCGAGGGGGUGGUGAUGAUCGACCCUCAGCAGCUCAAAGGAAAGAAAGUGUACGUGAUGCUGUCGUGCACGUUCCGUUACGGUCGCCAGGACAUGGACGUGAUGGGCGUGGCCUUUCGCCGCGACCUUUUCGUGGUGACGCGGCAGGUUUACCCCGAGCUCCAGGACAAAUCCCAACUGACCCACUCCAAAGUCCAGGACAAGCUCCUGAGGAAACUCGGAGAGUACGCCUUCCCCUUCUUCUUUGAGUUUCCAGACAAUCUUCCGUGUUCUGUGGCUCUGCAGCCGGGGCCGAACGACGAGGGGAAGAAAUGCGCCGUGGAGUUCGAGGUGAAGGCGUUUUGUGCCGAUCAAAGUGACGAGAAAGUGGAGAAACAGAGCUCCGUGCGUCUGACCAUCCGUAAAGUCCAGUUCAGUCCAGACUCUCCAGGUCCGGCUCCGGUCACAGAGACGACGUUUGAGUUUCUCAUGUCAGAAAAACCUCUGUAUGUGAAGCUCUCCCUCCAGAAAGAGACGUUCUAUCAUGGGGAUCCAGUGAAGGUGAACGUGGAGAUCAACAACUCGUCAAGCAGAACCAUCAAAGACAUCAGCCUGUCAGUGGAGCAGGUCACAAACGUGGUUCUUUACUCCAAUGAUAAAUACAUCAAGUCUGUGGCCAAAGAGGAAACCACAGAUGUGGUUCCCUCUGGCACGUCCCUGAAGCAGGAGUAUUCUCUGUUUCCUCUUCUGUCCCACAACAAAGAGCGACGGGGCCUGGCCCUGGACGGACGACUGAAGCACGAGGACACCAACCUGGCCUCCUCCACCAUAGUGAAGCAGGAGGUGCUGAAGGAGGUCCAGGGGAUGCUGGUCUCUUAUAAAGUGGUUCUGAGGAUGAUCGCCUCUGGUGAUCCCGGGGACUUGGUGUUUGAGGAGUUUAAAAGAGUUUAUCUCAAAGGAGUGAUCGGAGACGACGACGACUCUGCCACUGAGGCCUGAGAGAAGCCACGCCCCCUCUGUAUACAGGCCCCACCCCCUGACCCC
This is a messenger RNA of Periophthalmus magnuspinnatus, 1221 nucleotides long. Its product is annotated as S-arrestin-like. The transcript has 13 exons. NCBI's taxonomy places the organism in Eukaryota, Metazoa, Chordata, Actinopteri, Gobiiformes, Gobiidae. Gene Ontology annotation, biological process: signal transduction; G protein-coupled receptor internalization. The record is from RefSeq and is a predicted model, not a curated record. Gene Ontology annotation, cellular component: photoreceptor outer segment; photoreceptor inner segment. Bases 94 to 1176 code for a protein of 360 amino acids. Gene Ontology annotation, molecular function: G protein-coupled receptor binding.